AUGGCGCAUGUUCAAGUUCAGGGGCAAAGUGGGAGCGUUAACAAUGGAUCUGGGGGAGCCAGUAACCAGUUUGUAACGUCUCUGUAUGUUGGGGAUUUGGAUCCAAGUGUUACCGAGACUCAGCUUUAUGAGUACUUUAACCAGGUCGGUCAGCUGCUUACGGUUCGCUUGUGCACGGAUUUGCCCACCCGAAGGUCUCUUGGUUAUGGUUAUGUCAACUAUGGCAACCCCCAGGAUGCUGCAAAGGCAGUGGAGCUUCUGAACUUCACUCCUCUGAGUGGAAAGCCUAUCCGGAUUAUGUAUUCCAACCGUGACCCUAGUCUUCGUCAAAGUGGUGCUGGAAAUAUAUUUAUCAAGAAUUUAGAUAAGGGAAUCGACCAAAAAGCUUUGCAUGAUACGUUUUCUGCAUUUGGAAACAUUCUCUCUUGCAAGUUAGCCAUGGAUCCCUCUGGCCAGUCGAAAGGUUAUGGGUUUGUACAAUUUGACAAUGAGGAAUCUGCCCAAAAAGCAAUAGACCAAUUGAAUGGUAUGCUAUUGAAUGAUAAGCAAGUCUAUGUUGGCCCUUUUGUUCGCAAGCAAGAAAGAGACACUUAUACUAGCAAGACAAAAUUUAACAAUGUCUAUGUAAAGAAUAUCUCGGAGUCGACUACUGAUGAAGACUUGAAUAAGAUUUUUGGUGAAUUUGGUCCAAUCUCUAGUGCCGUGGUGAUGAGAGAUGCUGACAGGAAAUCCAAGGGCUUCGGGUUUAUCAACUUUGAGAAUGCAGAUGACGCUGCUAGAGCUGUUGAUUCCCUAAAUGGAAAGAAAUUCGAUGAUAAGGAAUGGUUUGUUGGGAAAGCUCAAAAAAAAUCUGAAAGGGAGGCUGAACUGAAACAGCAAUUUGAGCAGACAAUGAAAGAGGCAGCGGAUAAAUUUCAAGGAACAAACUUAUAUGUUAAGAAUUUGGAUGAUAGCAUAAGUGAUGAGAAACUUAAAGAGUUAUUCUCUCAAUAUGGUAACAUAACAUCAUGCAAGGUUAUGCGAGACCCUAAUGGGAUAAGUAAAGGAUCAGGGUUUGUUGCUUUUUCAACUCCAGAAGAAGCAUCUAAAGCUCUUGCUGAGAUGAAUGGCAAAAUGAUCGUCAACAAACCUCUCUAUGUUGCGCAAGCUCAAAGGAAGGAAGAUAGGAGAGCCAGGUUGCAGGCUCAGUUUUCUCAAAUGAGACCACUUUCAAUGGCACAUUCAGUUGGACCUCGAAUGCCAAUGUACCCACCUGGAGGUCCAGGUCUUGGGCAACAAAUAUUCUAUGGUCAACCACCUCCGAUAUUCCCUCCUCAGCCCGGAUUUGGAUAUCAGCAGCAGCUUGUUCCAGGCAUGAGGCCUGGUGGGGCUCCCAUGCCAAAUUUCUUCGUACCAAUGGUUCAGCAAGGCCAGCAGGGUCAGCGUCCAGGCGGCAGAAGAGCUGGAUCUCAGCAAAAUCAGCAACCAGCUCCUUUAAUGCAGCACCAGAUGCUACCCCGUGGGCGGGUCUAUCGCUAUCCACCAGGUCGUGGGCUGCCUGAUGUUUCAAUGCCUCAUGCUGCUGGAGGCAUGAUGUCUGUUCCAUACGAUAUGAGUGGCAUGCCAAUGCGUGAUGCACCACUUUCGCAACCAAUUCCGAUUGGAGCUUUGGCCUCAGCUCUUGCAAAUGCUACUCCGGAUCAGCAAAGAACAAUGCUGGGGGAGAAUCUCUAUCCACUUGUUGAGCAGCUGGAACCCGAUGCAGCGGCCAAAGUAACAGGGAUGCUUCUGGAGAUGGAUCAGACUGAAGUUUUACACUUGCUAGAGUCCCCGGAAGCUCUAAAAGCUAAAGUAGCAGAAGCGAUGGAAGUUCUGAGGACUGUAGCUCAACAGCAGCGGCUAGCCAGUGGUGCUGCUGAUCAACUGGCAUCACUAUCAUUAAAUGACAACCUUGUCCCUUGAUUUUGAAUGCCUUCUAGAGUUUGUAGUGUGGCCUUCUAUUGGGGCUCACAAAUGAGCUUUGCUUGGUUAAGAGGAUGACUUGGCUGGUUUUGGAUUCACUUCUGUUGUUCCAGUGUUUUUGGAACAUUGAAACUACGAACACCCAUGUUUUAUUGGUUUUUUUUUUUGCUGUGACUCAGAAUGCAUAUUAACCCUUUA
This is a messenger RNA of Hibiscus syriacus, 2139 nucleotides long. RefSeq names its product polyadenylate-binding protein 8-like. Gene Ontology annotation, cellular component: ribonucleoprotein complex; nucleus; cytosol. Gene Ontology annotation, molecular function: poly(U) RNA binding; poly(A) binding; mRNA 3'-UTR binding. The transcript has 9 exons. The record is from RefSeq and is a predicted model, not a curated record. Lineage: Eukaryota; Viridiplantae; Streptophyta; Magnoliopsida; Malvales; Malvaceae. The coding region runs from base 1 to 1941 and encodes 646 amino acids.